Messenger RNA from Eleginops maclovinus (Patagonian blennie), 2533 nucleotides. RefSeq names its product BCL2 like 16 (gene bcl2l16). Gene Ontology annotation, biological process: intrinsic apoptotic signaling pathway in response to DNA damage; extrinsic apoptotic signaling pathway in absence of ligand; regulation of apoptotic process. The record is from RefSeq and is a predicted model, not a curated record. Bases 205 to 816 code for a protein of 203 amino acids. Lineage: Eukaryota; Metazoa; Chordata; Actinopteri; Perciformes; Eleginopidae. Gene Ontology annotation, cellular component: mitochondrial outer membrane. Gene Ontology annotation, molecular function: protein homodimerization activity; protein heterodimerization activity. The transcript has 3 exons.
GACUGGGUGACCCCGUCUAACUGCAACACAUUGAGACACACUUCUCUGGGCCCCAGCACGCUGUCAUCUGCCGGAUAUUUCUCCUGCAUUGGUGUGUGGUGAAUAGUAGCACCCCCAAGCACCAUGACAGAUGGCUGUGCCUCAUGCUGCCUGGCUGUGGAGCUCUUAUCUGUCUUCCACUGACAAUCCAUCCCAGAUACAACUAUGUGUCAGUCGGCGGUGCCAGCAACCAGACAGGGCCUGAACAGUCCAGACCUGCUAGUGAGAGAGGCUUUUCUGAUGGCUCAUGACUACAUAGACUAUGUAACCACAGGGGGGGCAGAUGGCACCAUGGGUCCUGCCCCCACAUCCUGCACCAGAGCGCUACGCCACGCUGGAGACGAGCUGCUCACCCGCUUCCCCAUCUUCUUCAGACGCUGGCCUCGAGUCUUCCAGGACGUGACGGUGAACACGGCCUGCCCCACGCUCCUGAGCAUCCUGGACGAGCACUUCUUUGCCCCGGUCCCUGGGGGGAGGCGCAGGGAGCUGGCCUGGAGCGCAGUGCUGUCAGUGUAUGUGCUGGCUGGCCAGAUGGCUCUACACUGCCAUGAAAGGGGAAUGGUGGUGGUACUGCCUCAGCUGAAGGAGUGUGUGGGGGCCUAUGUGGAGAGAGUCAUCUGCCCUGAGAUACGAAAUAGCGGAGGAUGGAGCGGUUUUGUCUCACGCUUUGGAGAGAAGCAGGGCUUGGAGGGCCAGGUGAAGAGAGGGUGCUGCUGGACUCUGCUGGCGUUGGCCCUCAGCAUCUUCACCUACUUCCUGUGGAAGAGAAUGACUUAGCCAGCACUGCCACCUAGUGACCUUUGCUAUUAACUGCAGGAGUGAGCUGCCUGCCAUAUGAAAGUCCCUUCAUUUCUUCUUAAAAAACUGUAUAAAACGUAUCGAUCAGUAAUUAACAGAGGUGGGAAGUACAUUUACUCAAGUACUGUACAAUAUUUAGAUAAUUGAACUUUCCUUUAUUCUACUACACUUUAAAGGUAAAUUGCGUACUUUUACUCCGAUAAUAUAAAGAUAAAAAGACAAGAUAUACUUUAUUAAUCCCAAUUUGGAGAAUGUUUUGUCACAGCAGCAUGUAAACAAGGCAUUGCACACCAUGUGAAGAUGAAGAGUAAAAAAUAAACAGAUAUAAGCCUAAAGUUUAAACAUCUCAAAACAGAAAAAAAAAACAACUUUAACUUUACAGUAAAUAUAUGCAUAAUGACAGUGGAGGAUGUAUAUCAGAAGACUGUCAAAUAUAAACGAUGAGGGGCCAGUUACAGCUCCCAAAAUAUGAGUAUGAUAUUUAUUAACAUGGAGUGUGCAAGAAAUUGCAUAUUAAAUAAAAUAUCAAUGUACAAUGUGAAUACAGUAUAUACAGAUGGACAACUUGUAAUUUCUGAAUGUAAACAUGUCCAGUUAUCAAAGCAACUUAGGAAACUAUGGAGCUGGGAGUUCUCUGCCAGAGGUGAUGUGUUCUUCAGAUAUUGUACCACUCUGUGGGACCGCGGCGCUGCAGCAGUCUGUGGUUCUGUAUUUAUUUAAUCCCUGUAGUUCCUUUACAGAUCUGAAUUAAUGAUGGUAAAUAUGAUCAGCCCUUAAAUCAGACUUAAGUUCACCUGGAGUAAAUCCAGCAGCUACCCUGCAGUAUACAAAGCCAUUCAAACUAGCUGCACCUUUACCAGCUCUGAGAACACUUUAAUGAUCAAUAAUUAUAAAACAUAUCAGAGAUAUUAUUCUGAAAUGGACCAAUCAAACAAUGACUACUUUUACUGUCGCUACUUUAAGUACAUUUAGAUGAGAGUACUUUCUACUUUCACUGGAGGAACAUUUUGAAUACUUUUACUGUGACAGAGUAUUCCUACACUCUGGUACUUCUACUUUUACUCAAGUACAAGAUCUGAGUACUUCUACGUUUACUCAAGUACAAGAUCUGAGUACUUCUACUUUACUCAAGUACAAGAUCUGAGUACUUCUACUUUACUCAAGUACAAGAUCUGAGUACUUCUACGUUUACUCAAGUACAAGAUCUGAGUACUUCUACUUUACUCAAGUACAAGAUCUGAGUACUUCUACUUUACUCAAGUACAAGAUCUGAGUACUUCUACUUUACUCAAGUACAAGAUCUGAGUACUUCUACGUUUACUCAAGUACAAGAUCUGAGUACUUCUACUUUUACUCAAGUACAAGAUCUGAGUACUUCUACUUUUACUCAAGUACAAGAUCUGAGUACUUCUACUUUUACUCAAGUACAAGACCUGAGUACUUCUACUUUUACUGAAGUACAAGAUCUGAGUACUCCUCCCACCUCUGGUAAUUAACCUAUAGAAAUCAGUAUAAUUCACAUGACUCCUCCAGGAGAUACAGUAUACAGUUCUGUUAUGUAGAGCAUCCAAGCCUUUGGAAUAGCCACUGGGAACCAUGUUUAUACUGCAGCAUGUGAUCUGGAAUUCCUUUCUUUAAACAGAGGAAACUGUAUGUGCUGCUGGUUUAUUUUCUUUAUAAAAAAUGCAUGUGUUAA